AUGUUAAAUCAAGAAGAAAUUCAUCGUUAUUUUAAUCAUUUAACUGGAGCAAAACGUAUUGAAUUUUUAUAUGGCCUACUGCAUUUAUGUCAACCAUUAGAAUUACGAUAUUUAGGCACAUGUUUAGAAGAAAUAGCACGCAAAGAUUAUGAAUAUUUAUAUCAUGCUGAACAAAAAACAAAUCAUUUAUCAACACCCACUAUUUCAUCAUCAUCAACUUCAUCUGUAUCGAGUAACAAUGAACAAGCUAAUCAACAAACAGAUCUUUUAUCUGAUGAAAAAUUAGAUUUAACUGAUCAAUUUACACGUGCACAUGCUAUUGUUGAUAUUGCUCUGCUCUGGGCAAAAAAUCGUGCGUGUGCUAUUCGAUUAUUUCGUCGUUUAAAAGCUAGUGAAAGUGUUAAACUAGUGGAUAUGCUACUUGAACGUGAUGAUUUGGAUGAACGAGCAAUGGAUGAAAUAUUAAUUAUAUUUUGUUUAGCUGUUAAUCAUCCAGCAUUUAGUUUUGAUAUGCGUACACAAAUGUCACAAAUAUUUAAAGAAUUAGAAAAACGACAAAGAAAAAUGAAAUUAUUACAAACCGUACAUAAUAAUAUAAAUGAUGAUGAUACACUUGAUCAAUCAACAUGUUUAGGUUAUCAUAUUUCAUCAUCAUCAAUGCAUAAUACAAGUACAUUAAGUGUACAUGCAUCACCUCUGUUGACUCGACUAUCUGUUGUGAAUUUUGAUACAGAUUCAACAUCGAUAAGAGUAUUAAUUAGAGCUGAUUGGUCAGAUAAUAAUUCAACUCUUACUUGGAAAACUCCAAAUGAUAUUCGUUCGUUUCAUUUACAAUUGUCGAAUAUUGUUUAUCAUGAUGAUGUACGAUUGGAACGCUUAAUGAAUAUUUCUGGUUAUUUACGUGAUAUUGGUUCAUCUACUGAACCUGAUAUUGAAUUAAUGAGAAAAAAUAUUGAAAUAUAUAUAGCACAUCUCGUCUAUUUUUCAUCAUAUAUAUCAACAAUGUCAACAUUAGCAAAAUUUUUUAAUUCAUCUUUGAAACUUGUUGAUUCGAAACAACGUUUGUUUAAUCCAAAUAAUACUUUUGAUGAUUCCUUAUCAUCAUCAUCACCAUCAUAUUCUAAUGCAAUGACACCACUUCAAUGUGAAGUACCCAUUCAACAACAAACUGAUACAGAUAAUAAAACAUUAUGUUCACCUAAAUUAUCAAUAAGCAUUAAUAAAUCUAAACAACAAUUGGAUGUAGCUAAACAAGCUCGUUCAAUAAUUCCAACACAUAAUGGUACACAAACUAGAUUAGAAGUACGUUGUGAAGAAACUCAAACUGAUCGAAUGCCUGGACCUGGUUUUAUUCUUGCUGAACAUCAAGAUUAUCUUCGAAGAUAUUCAAUGGAUGAGUUAACAAAAUUAACACCAAAUGAUCUUAUUGUUGAUGGACUUGAUUCAACUACAGCUCAUUUACUUUGUGGUGCUUUAGAUGAUUUGAAACCAAUGAGUGUUCACUUAAGUAACAGUAAUAAAACAGUUCGUUCACCAUGUACUUUUAUUCAAAUUCCUCCAUCAUCUUCGUCACCACCAUUACCACCUCUACUUGAUGCUGCUUUAAUGACUGUUGUACAAAAACAACAACAAACAUCUCGUACGCCAUCAUCUAGUUCUGAUCGAAAUCAAGUUGAACAUAUUUUAAUUAAUUUUGGCGGUAUUCGACCAUCUUCCUCAUCAAGUCCAAGUCCAAAAUUACCUAAAACAGGAGCAGGAACAAGUGGAGCUAAUGAUGGCGUACCUCCACCACGGCCACCACCACCUCCUCUUCCUUCCUUACAACCGUCAUCAUCCUCCUCAUCAUCAAAUUGUACAUCCCAAAAUCAACAUCAUGUACCAUUAUUAACUACACAUUCAUUUCUUUAUAAUCCAAUUGAACCUUGUAUAUUUCCAAUAGCUAUCCCACCCGGUUUUCCAUCAGCAUCACCUGAUUUCAUAAGAUUAUUUGCUCCAAAUAUGGCAGCCGUAGCAGCAGCUGCUGCAGCUAAUACAAAUAAUGCAUCAGGUGCUAGUUUUGUUACAAAUUCAAAUGGUCCACAAGGACUUGUACCUAAUUCUCGGUCAACAACACAAUCAAAUAGUACGAAUACACCACCCGAUCAACAUGGACAAAAUCUGCAUCAUCCACUUUCAUCAACAUCAUCAACUGUUGCUCGUCAUCAACAAUCCAAUUAUCGUCAUAGACAACAUUAUCCAACAGAUUCUCAUCAAUUUCAACAAAAUUCAUGUCAUCCCUAUCAUCAUCAACAACGACAAUCACAAACAUCCUAUUCACAACAACAACAACAGCAUAGUCGACCAAAAGCAUGUUAUACUUGUGGUGAUAUUGGUCAUCUAGCGUUUGCCUGUCCUGAACAGUAUUUAUCCGAUUCAAAUUACUCCCAUACUACUAGAGAUGGUUAUAAACUUGAUUAUCGACCAAGACAAAGUACACCAACAAAUCUUCAUCAACAACAAAGACAAAUGCGUUCGAAUUCAAUUACAAAAACUAAACUUCGAGACAACAGUUAA
Messenger RNA from Rotaria sp. Silwood2, 2553 nucleotides. The record is from the annotation of a GenBank genome assembly. NCBI's taxonomy places the organism in Eukaryota, Metazoa, Rotifera, Eurotatoria, Philodinida, Philodinidae.